UUUUUUUUUAAUUCCCGCUGCUGGAUUUGACGCUUCGCUUUUUCUUUCCUUCGGCCUCGCAGUAUUCGCCCCCGCCAUGAAUGGUUUCCGGGACAGCAGGAUCGAGGAGGGCACCUUCCUUUUCACCUCAGAGUCGGUGGGGGAAGGGCACCCAGAUAAGAUCUGUGAUCAAAUUAGUGAUGCUGUUCUUGAUGCGCACCUGAAGCAGGAUCCAAAUGCCAAAGUCGCAUGCGAAACGGCUGCAAAGACUGGAAUGAUUCUCCUGGCUGGGGAGAUCACAUCCACUGCUGCAGUUGACUAUCAAAAAAUUGUUCGCGAAACAAUCAAGCACAUUGGCUAUGAUGAUUCAUCAAAAGGCUUUGACUACAAAACGUGCAAUGUACUGGUUGCUCUAGAGCAGCAGUCUCCCGACAUAGCUCAGGGUGUGCAUCUUGACAGGAAGGAAGAAGACAUUGGUGCUGGGGACCAGGGUUUGAUGUUUGGUUAUGCUACCGAUGAGACCGAUGAGAGCAUGCCCCUGACUCUUCUCCUAGCACACCAGCUGAAUGCAAAACUGGCAGAACUCCGUCGAAAUCAUAUUUUGACUUGGCUGCGACCAGAUUCGAAGACCCAGGUGACGGUUCAGUACAAGCAGGAUCGUGGUGCCGUCAUCCCCAUUAGAGUCCACACGAUUGUCAUUUCCAUCCAGCACGAUGACAGAAUUGGACUGGAUGAGAUGAGAGAUGCCCUGAAGGAGAAAGUGGUCAGAGCUGUUGUGCCUGCAAAAUACUUGGAUGAUGAUACUAUUUAUCAUCUGCAACCUAGUGGCCGAUUUGUGAUUGGCGGUCCCCAGGGAGAUGCUGGUUUGACUGGCCGGAAGAUCAUUGUUGACACUUACGGUGGCUGGGGAGCCCAUGGAGGAGGGGCUUUCUCCGGAAAAGACUACACAAAAGUUGACCGCUCGGCUUCUUACGCUGCACGCUGGGUUGCCAAAUCCCUUGUAAAGUCUGGCCUGUGUCGACGAGUGCUCGUUCAGGUCUCUUACGCCAUUGGAGUCGCCCACCCAAUAUCGGUCUCUAUUUUCCACUAUGGCACUUCUCAAAAAACGGAGCAUGAACUGCUGGACAUUGUGAAGAAGAACUUCGAUCUUCGCCCUGGGGUCAUUGUCAGGGAGCUGGAUCUGAAGAAGCCUAUUUAUCAGAAGACUGCAGCCUAUGGUCACUUUGGUAGGAACAACUUCCCCUGGGAAGUCCCCAAAAAGCUUAAAUACUGAAAUAUAUAUAUGUUGGGCUUCUUUCCCCAGACCUGUUGGUGUACAUUACAGAGAAACCUUCAGGGUCCUUUGUGGGAAGGAGCCCCCAGUCCCUCAAUUGGUCCUAUCCC
Molecule: messenger RNA, 1362 nt
Organism: Protobothrops mucrosquamatus (brown spotted pit viper)
Lineage: Eukaryota; Metazoa; Chordata; Lepidosauria; Squamata; Viperidae
Gene: MAT2A
Product: methionine adenosyltransferase 2A
Exons: 9
Coding region: 77-1252 (391 amino acids)
Biological process (GO): S-adenosylmethionine biosynthetic process
Cellular component (GO): methionine adenosyltransferase complex; cytosol
Molecular function (GO): methionine adenosyltransferase activity; ATP binding
Source: RefSeq, a predicted model, not a curated record